GCCUGGCUGUGGCAUGUAGAGGCAAACAAGAAUGCACAAAGAGGCUGGAUGUCAGUGAUCAAACUGCUGCGACUCGGGGGGAGUAGUUAUCUGGUCUCGACUGGUUGGCAGAUUCCCAAGUUUGUUUAGCUGACAGAUGAGAGUCCAGAAGGUGGCUAACAGGAUGAGGCCAGGCGGCCACGUGGCCCCGCAGGGAUUACAAGCACCAAGAAGAACGUAAAGAGAUUAAACCGAAAGCGGAGCUUGCUUUUUUAACCUCGUCACUGUUGUCACACUGGCAGCAAAGAAGGAAACUCCAGAGCCAAAAUUCAUUCCCGGAUUCUGUUUCCUCUGCCUCUCCUCCCUCCCUCGCUCCCUCUGCUCAUCCAUCCAUGCAGCCACCUCUGCUGUCCACAGGGAUCCAACACCGUCCAGGAACUAACUACUUGGGAAACUGAGCCGGAGCACAAGCAUAGGAGUGGAGCGGACUCCCUUGUUUGGUGCGUGCCAAGAGCUCACCAGCACCAAUGAGGAGACUCAUGCACACCCUGCUAAUGGACUUGAGAUAAAGACAUUUUGGAUUUUAUUGUUGUUUGCAACAGUCUCUUUGCAAAUGAAAACUUCGGGCUUGAAAAACACAUAAAUUAGCCCAACAUGCUUUUGAAGUCAGGAUUAUUCCUCACUUUGUGUCUGUUUACCCUGCAAGCAAGUCAAAUCAAAGACCUUCAUGACCACGGUUUUUCUGGACUCAGGGAUGUAAAGUACCGGCACUUCCUGGAAGCGUCUCGACCAAUCAGACAUGGAACCAACGUCAGAGCAGAGCAGGACAGACGUCGGGCCAAGAGGUCGGCUGUCUUCACCACAGGUGUCAAAGUGUGUCCUCAGGAGACGAUGAAAGCCGUCAUCGGCAGCCACCGGGCCUAUUACAAACUCAGAGUUUGUCAGGAAGCGAUUUGGGAAGCGUUUCGAAUCUUCUUGGACAGAGUCCCAGAUUCAGAGGAGUACAGAAGCUGGGUGUACACCUGCCAGCAUGAAAACCUCUGCAUGGACGACCUGGCCAAGAACUUCAGCAGCUCUCAGGAGCACCUGGACAUGGUGGCCAGAAGAGUGGCUGAGGAGGGUGAAAGUGAAGGAAUGUUAGCUGCGACUCCCUCGCCAGACAGAGAAUGCACCUGGACUCCUCCUGUGUUUCUGCUUCCAACUGAGCCUGAUAUGACUAAAGAGGAUCCCAACAUGGUAAAAGAGAACUACGAGGAGUACAUUAUUGAGUUCAGCAUCACCGUUGUGGAUCCAGCGUACAGCGAACUGUUCAGCGACCCUGCAGCUCCACAGCACAACAACAUCGCACAGGAGCUCACAGAGAAAAUGCUUCAUGUGUUUCAAAAAGUUCCAGGAUUUAAAGAGAUGCGUGUUGUGGGAUUUCGAUCGGAGGAUGUGUCUGUGCGCUACGCUGUGGUCUUUAAUGGAGAAACAGAGCUGGGUGAUGACCCUGAGGGCUUUGAGGAGGCUGACACAAAGACAAACGAGGAUGUAAAUGCUCCCAAACUGAAGCACAUCAUCGUAAAGGCCUUAAAACAGGAACCAUCACUGCCGCUGGACUUACAGACGCUCAGCUUUGAGACUGUAACCACAGUUUAUCCAGUUGCGGAGCUCGGGAUGAAUCCUAUCAAGACUGUAAUAUCUAAGGAAAUCACCACAAAAGCUCCAUUGGAGGGAACCCAAAGGUUCCUCCCCACUGUGGCAGUGAUAGAAAACUCGCUUGAAGCCUCUACUGUUAAACCAGAAACACACACCUUAGUGCCUUCCAUCGCCAACAUCCUCCCAGACACAAUUUCUGCCGCCACCGUGGAGAUUCCUUUAAUGGCAGAUGUAGAGGUGGAGACCACUGAAGCUGCUGCUGAGGAGGUUGGUGAUGUUGUAACAGAAGAAACAAAACUGGAAACUAUCACAGAGCAGGAAGAUGAAGCAGAGCCCGAGGUGGAGGAGAUACCACCAACUGAAGAGGACGACGGAGGUGAGGCUGAAUCUGAGGAGCAGGUGACAGAAGAAGAUGCUGAACUAGCUGAUGGGGACUAUGAGGAACAUCCAGAGCUCCAGAGUGAUAAUCUUUCUGUGACAACUUCUGGCUCCCAACAUGAAGAGGGGUUGAUUGAUGCACCUACUGUGAUUAAUCUCGAACUGCCGCAAUCUACAGAUCUGACACUUCCAGAAACAUCUGUCACAGAGCCUCCGGUUUCCACACCAUCCUUCCUUGAGGACACAGUUCAAGCAUCUGAACCAGAAACAGAUGUAGAGUCUUUGCCAUCCCCUGUGGAGAGCGGCGAGGCCCCUGAGGAUAGAGGUGAUUCCAGUGGAGGACACAGUGGAGGGACCCCGGCCUCAGUGGACCUUCCUGCUGAGAAUUCAAACAUCCACGAGGAAACAGGACUGAACCAGAAUGAGACGGAGGUGGAAGUAACCGAGCACCUAGAAGAGGAGAGCGGCAGUGGAUUCGCCUCAGAGUCUGACGAACGUCCAUACGAAUCCACAGCUGCACCCGCCAUGAGACCAGCCAGCACUCCAGUGAUGGCAGCAGUGCAGGGGAGCAAAGAGUUGGUGGUUUUCUUUAGCUUGAGGGUCACUAACAUGCUGUUUUCUGAUGACCUUUUCAACAAGAGCUCCCCUGAAUAUAAGUCACUGGAGAAUACGUUUCUCGAGCUGACACAGCACUCUGGGUCCAGAAACUCGCCAAACCCUGGAGCUUCCAGUAAAUCUGGGCCUAGGAGACAGACGACUUUAGCCUCCAUACCGCUUUUGCCAUAUCUACAAUCCAACUUGACUGGAUUUAAGCAGCUGGAGAUUCUUAACUUCAGGAACGGGAGCGUUGUGGUGAACAGCAAGAUGAAACUGGACAAGCCGGUUCCUUACAAUGUCACAGAAGCGGUGCACUGUGUGCUGGAGGACUUCUGCAAUGCUGCAUCCAAACGGCUUGACAUUGAAAUCGACAGUCGCUCUUUGGAAGUAGAACCAGCUGACCAAGCAGAUCCCUGCAAGUUCCUGGCGUGCAACGAGUUUUCACGCUGCGUGGUGAACAGCUGGACCGAUGAGGCCGAGUGUCUGUGCGAUCCGGGCUACGUCAUCGUGGACGGCUUGCCUUGUCAGAGCACCUGCACUUUGCAGCCCGACUACUGCCUGAACGGAGGCCUGUGUGAAAUAAUCCCAGGUCACGGAGCCACCUGCAGAUGCCCUGUCGGUAAAUACUGGCAUUACCACGGAGAACGCUGCAACGAGCUGGUGUCAGUGCCGCUUGACCCUCCACUAAUUAUAACCUGCCUCAUGGGAAGCCUCUGCCUCGUUUGCGCCGUCAUUGGCGUUUUAAUAUUCAUUAACAAGAAAUGUAUAAAAGCCAAAAAGGCCGUAACUUUGGUAUCCCCAGACAACUCUACACAACAAGAUCCGAAAAGUUAGUCUCAGAAAUGGUGGACUUUCAUCACUGUAUACCACAAAAUGAGGUAAGACACCUACAAACAAACUACUCUGUCUUUAAGUUUGAAAGCUCUCAGACUUUGGGUGGCACAAAAAGCUCAUAGUUACAAAAUCUGCAACAAAAAAACUAACUUUUCUGAGAUGUAUAGUACUUUUGAAGUAAUAUUAAGUGAUUUGCAAUAUGGCUAAUAGGGCAGUGUUGCUAAUAUUCAACAACUUUACCAUCAAAUGUUUUACAGCUCUAUGACGCAUGCAAAGGUAAAACAUCUGUGCAUGCAACUGCUGAUGAUCUUUCACUCACAAACCAAAUCACUGUUGACUUUUGUGCUUUGAAAGUUUUGCUUUACCACAAUCAAAAUAAUCUUUAGAAAAGUCGCAUUAUAACCUUGUAUGAAUAGCUUCCAGAUAAAAUAGCGCUUAUCACGUCUUCCUCAGUGUACUCACAGAUAUUGUCAAAUGAGCGAUGAUGAUUUAUACAAGCAACCAGCAGAUGUACUACCAGGGGAUUCUGUCAUUUAUUGUGGAUCUCCACCUGAAAAGAGCCAUUUUUCAUUCUUCCUCUUGUCUCCUCUAGACGUGGCAACGGCCAAAUGAAUACAGAACGUGUUGUCUUUUAAGGGCAUCAGAUAACGAAUGCUUUGAAGUUACGGUUGUCUGAUUGCACUUUGUUCAUCUGAGGAGCAGCUGACGCAGCGUCACAGUGAAAAACGUGAGGCAGCAAAGACUGACGGUGCUGUUAAACUGUAUAUGAGGUUCAGAUGGAGGCACAGUAGACCAGUGAUGAGUUUAUUUGUUCAUAGUGAUGAAAGUGUCUUGUUAGACAGACAGCUAUGGAUAUCAAGGUGGACUUAGGCUUCGUUCAAGUGGAACCUAAUAUUUAUUUUAUAUAUUAAACAGUAGGAAUAUUUCCUGUAUACCCUUGGCAAAGGUUGUUUUUUCCUCACAAUGAGGUAUUUAUUAUUUACAAACUGAUACACGUUGUGGUAUCCUAUGUUUAGUCUGUUUAUUUUAAUGUAAUUCUUCAAUUUUGUUGUGUCCCAAAAAGAGAAUGAAUGUAUAAGCUGUUGACUCUGGUCGUAUCACAUUGUUUAUGGAAAUAUUGUGCUGGAUUUCCAUAAUUCUGUCCUGUUCACAACUUUCACCACUAAUCAUUUGUCUAUUGAGAUUUGGACUUUUUUAUUUUACACAUUUUACAUCUAAAACUAAAUAAUAAAAGGUUGUUUUUGCAUUAAGAAAAUAAAUGUUUUGUUCGUUUUUGGCUGCUCAGAACGUUCAAGAUCUGUGUCAAAUAUAAGAAAUGAAAUUAAAAGCCUGUCAUUAAC
This is a messenger RNA of Amphiprion ocellaris (clown anemonefish), 4766 nucleotides long. It is a transcript of the gene impg1b, whose product is annotated as interphotoreceptor matrix proteoglycan 1b. The record is from RefSeq and is a predicted model, not a curated record. The coding region runs from base 634 to 3426 and encodes 930 amino acids. NCBI's taxonomy places the organism in Eukaryota, Metazoa, Chordata, Actinopteri, Pomacentridae. The transcript is spliced from 16 exons. Gene Ontology annotation, biological process: visual perception.